UGUCACCAACAUUAAAAUGCUGCUACCCUAAACGAAUUUGUUUAAAAACGCAAAAUAUAAAAGACAUUAAAUAGUCAAAUUACAACUUUUUGGUGUAACAAAUGCAGAAAAAUUAAAAAUUUUUUAGUGGCCACUAGAGAACGCAACAAAAAAAGAGAGAAAGUAGCAUCUUUUAUCUCUUGUUAGUGUGACAUAACCUCAAAUACUUAGUUUUUCAAAUUAUGAAGAAUUUCCAAUUUUCAUGGCAAACCCAAAGAGCCCCGAGGCCCGUCAGGCUUACCUUGACCAAAAUCCCUUCGAAGGUUUCAAAAUCGACGAUAAUUCAGUUUUAGGGAGAAUAAGUGGACGCCACGCUUGCCCCAAAUGUAACAAAUCGAGGAAAUUCUUCUGCUACUCCUGCUACGUACCUAUUGCUGAAUUGGAGGGUGUGCUCCCUGUUGUGCAGUUACCGAUCAAAAUCGACAUCAUUAAACACAGGCAUGAAAUUGAUGGUAAAAGCACUGCGGGACAUGCUGCAGUUUUAGCCCCCUAUGACGUGUCAAUUUACACAUAUCCUGAAAUCCCGGAUUAUUCCGGUGAAAACGUAGUCCUCAUCUUUCCCAGCCAACACGCCAUCAGUAUUAGUCAAUUAGUGAAGCAGGAAAGCUACGAUUGUGUAAAAAAUAGCAAUUCGCCUUUAGAAGAGUUACCAAAGGGGUUAAAUCGCACCACUUUAAUGAAAAAUGUCCUAAAAUCGAGCGACUCCAUUUUUGUAAAACACUCAAAUAAGCUCCCCAUAACUAAAGCAAUUUUUAUUGAUAGUACGUGGAACCAAAGCAAGGGGAUUUAUAAAGACGAAAGGAUAAAGAAAAUUCCUUGUGUGGUCAUACAAAAUCGGAUUUCGCAAUUUUGGAGGCACCAAAAAGGCAGUCCCAGAUGGUACUUAGCCACUGUUGAGGCAAUCCACCAGUUUUUAAUCGAACUACAUUUACAUUGUUGGGGACUUAAUCCCAAUUACAAAGGGAUUUAUAAUUGUUUCACCGAAAUUGCUCUAAACGAAUGCGAGUCUUUGUAUAGGGAUAAUUCGAACGCUUAUAACGGACAGUACGACAAUUUGUUGUACUUUUUUAAACACAUGUAUGACUUAAUCCACGCUUAUUACGACCACGAUAAUUUGUACGCUUAUAAACGGCGAUUAAUGUGAUGGACAGACAUAAAAUAAACUAAUUGCUAGUAAUUAAUGUCGCUCUUUUUUUGCAACAAAAAAUAUAAAAAAUAUCUACAAUUUACGCAAAACAAACUAGAAAUUUUUUAAUCCAGAACAUCAGACACUUUCUUAGUCU
Molecule: messenger RNA, 1322 nt
Organism: Tribolium madens (black flour beetle)
Lineage: Eukaryota; Metazoa; Arthropoda; Insecta; Coleoptera; Tenebrionidae
Product: tRNA-uridine aminocarboxypropyltransferase 1
Exons: 2
Coding region: 242-1183 (313 amino acids)
Biological process (GO): tRNA modification
Cellular component (GO): nucleus
Molecular function (GO): tRNA-uridine aminocarboxypropyltransferase activity
Source: RefSeq, a predicted model, not a curated record